AUGGUCAAAUCUCGUGGUGUUGAGAUCUGCAUCAUCAAUCAAUCUGAUGUCUGCAGACUUCCAGAAUUCCGCUACUCUCGCCCUCCUGAUCCUCAAUAUUUGGACUCUGCUGACCAAGAACUCAAGCACGCCGGAGACCAACCACCUGCUUCGACCUCACCACAUUACCCAAUUUCAUCCUGUUAUGUUCCCAUCAACCCCGGAUGUCAGAUCUGGUUCGAGUACACGGUUGAAGGGCCCCAUCCUCCAGGUGUUGCUUACCUGUUCAAGCUGUCGGUCAACGACAACCCUGUCACUGCGUGGGAUUGCACUGAAAAACAGGGAUACCACGGCAAGAUGAUGUACACCUUGGUAUACGAAGGCCAGCACCUUGUGACGGGACAAGAUAUAAUUAGGAGUCGAUAUUUGAAGUUUGGUGACGAGCUUGACCAUCCAUAUCAAGAAGACAAGUCGUUCAAGGAGGACUGUGUCCAGAUCAAUGUUCAUCGAAUCGAGCACCGACAGAGAGUCAAAGGACUGCAGCCUGACAGGGAUCCAGCCACGGUUGGAAGUCAGCGCGGUGAUGGUCUUCGUCUGGCUGACAGCGGUCUUCUCGAGCCUCAAAUUCGAGCCAAACGAUACAAGUAUCAGCUGCUGGAUCCCAAGGAUGUGCCGUAUGCCGUAUUUCGCUUCUUCUGUCGACCACUAGGUGAAAUCACCCGCUCGCAAUUGACCCCCCUCCGAACAUCCUUUUCAUCUGGUGGAUACUCAGACACGGGCAGCUCACAUUCGAGCAAUGUCGAAUGUAAAGAGAAUGAGUCAAAUGUGGCGUGGACGGUUGAUUCGAAUCAGGCCAACAACAUUGAGACUUUUGAGCAUCGCAAUGAAACAGCUACAAACUCCUCAGUUUCUGCAUCUGUUUGCACAGUCAAGGAGCCACAAGUCUCCAGUCCAGUCAAACUUGCACAACCCCUCAAGCAAAUAUCACUUGCAGAGUCGGACGACAACCUCAGCAUGCAGACCAAGGACAGUAUCGAAGAGCUGGUAUCGAACGUUCCAAGAUCACCACAAGCCUCUCGCUCUCCACGGUCGUCAAAAAAGGUCCUCGAUGACAUGGAAGAACCCUCACCUUCUCCGACCAAAUCACCACAAAGUCGGCGCCGUCGCAAGCAAUUGACUGUGACCAUCGACGGAGCAAACUUUGAUCUUCAAAAGAACAAGCGCCCGCUCAGUCCUUUCACUGGCGGCGGGUUCCUCAGAAGAGUCAUUGUACCCCAGACUGCUCCCCCUUCUGUCACAGAGUUCGGUCCUUCCGUCGAGGACGAGAUUCGCGCAAAAAUUGAAGCCACCAAGUCGACAGAGAGCAAAGAGGACAAAUCCACAAAAUCAUCUGGGAGAACUACCAGCGUCGAACGAGGCGGAAAGACACUGAUGGGAUUUCUGGGACGUAGAAUUGCAGGUGCCACAAGGGAGAAGCCUGAAUGUGGUAUGAAAAGAAAGACUUGA
Molecule: messenger RNA, 1485 nt
Organism: Exophiala mesophila
Lineage: Eukaryota; Fungi; Ascomycota; Eurotiomycetes; Chaetothyriales; Herpotrichiellaceae
Exons: 3
Coding region: 1-1485 (494 amino acids)
Source: RefSeq, a predicted model, not a curated record